Messenger RNA from Spodoptera litura, 1569 nucleotides. Its product is annotated as NAD-dependent protein deacylase sirtuin-5, mitochondrial. Lineage: Eukaryota; Metazoa; Arthropoda; Insecta; Lepidoptera; Noctuidae. The record is from RefSeq and is a predicted model, not a curated record. Gene Ontology annotation, molecular function: NAD+ binding; protein-malonyllysine demalonylase activity; histone deacetylase activity, NAD-dependent. Gene Ontology annotation, cellular component: nucleus.
GACAUCUGUCAAUUGUCAGACUACCACUCACUGCACUUCGCCGUGUUUUCAAUUUUAAUACGAGUUUUAUAAUGAAUUUAUUUAAAUAAUUUAUAUUUGAACUUUGUACAGUAAUUCAAUAUGUCCAUUAGUUUAUUAAGAACUAUACGUAGUACGGUAGUGAUUUGUAGUUUUCCUAAAAUCAUGGCAUCGCGACAGUCUAGUGAUAUGCCAAAGUUCAGGGAAGCUUUAAGAUCGGCUAAAGAGAUUGUUGUCUUAUCGGGAGCCGGUAUUAGUGCAGAAUCUGGAAUACCAACAUUUCGCGGCGCUGGUGGACUGUGGAGAACAUACGAAGCGGCGUCUCUUGCUACUCCUGGAGCAUUUCGGAGUAAUCCCAGCUUAGUUUGGGAAUUCUAUCAUUAUAGGAGAGAAGUAGCAGCUAAGGCACAACCAAAUGCUGGUCAUUUAGCCAUUGCUGAAUAUGAAGCCAGGCAUGGGGCAGAUAAAAAAAUAACAGUGAUCACACAAAAUGUUGAUGGGUUACAUGCUAGAGCUGGAACUAAUGACUUAAUUGAACUCCAUGGAAAUCUGUUCAAGACAAGGUGUACUAAAUGUAAAGAGGUCUUGGCCAACAAUGAUAGUCCAAUUUGUGAAGCUUUAGCAGGCAGAGGAGCUCCAGAUUUAAAUGUAAGAGGUUCAGAUAUCCCAAUCAGCUCUCUACCACACUGCCAGAAAGCUGAAUGUGGUGGUCUACUGAGACCACACAUAGUAUGGUUUGGAGAAAAUUUAAAUCCUGCUGUGUUGGAGAAAGCCAAAACAGCAAUGUCAACUUGUGAUGUAUGUUUAGUAGUGGGUACAUCGUCAGUAGUGUAUCCAGCGGCCAUGUUUGCACCAGAAGCAGCUGCUCGAGGAGCUAUUGUAGCCGAGUUUAACUUGGAACCCACUCCUGCAACCUCGGAAUUCCACUUCUACUUCCAAGGACCUUGCGGCACUACGCUGCCACAAGCUUUGGCAGAAUAAAAAAAACUGUACAUACUUAUUACCCUUAGUCAUCAGCAUGUCAACCUACUCGAAACUGUUUCAUUGGAUUUUUGACUUUAUAUCAAAACCAUAAAGUUGAAAGUCUAAUGAAAAUGUUUGCCAGUAAGGGCAGAUUGAGCUGCUGGCCACUGUACCUAACCUAAGUAUAUGUUGCUAAGCAAUAGGAAUAACUUUGUAUAGUACAAAGAGCAUAGCUCAAUCGAAAUAAAUCGAGUCUUAACUAAGUUUGACUAUCUAUAAUUUGUUAAUGUCAUAAAAGACGAAAUGAAGUGUGGGGAUUUUUUAUUAUCACCACAAAGUCAUGUGGUCAACGUAAACAAAUCAAUAAUUCGAAAGAUAGUGCCUUCAUACAAUCUUGGCUUAAGCUGCAGUCUGAUAAAUCACCUGAUAAACUGCACCUAUAAUAAUUUUGUAUUACUUGUAGUCUUGUAGAUAUGUACAUAAUUGUAUAGUAUGUUUGUGGAUUUAAGAUAAAAGUAUAUAAUAAAGUAUAAACUAGUGUGCGUUACCCAGGCCAGAUGUUGAAUCCGCUGAACCAUUUCAAAGAUC